This is a messenger RNA of Plutella xylostella (diamondback moth), 3445 nucleotides long. RefSeq lists its product as uncharacterized. Gene Ontology annotation, molecular function: protein binding. The record is from RefSeq and is a predicted model, not a curated record. Gene Ontology annotation, cellular component: nucleus. NCBI's taxonomy places the organism in Eukaryota, Metazoa, Arthropoda, Insecta, Lepidoptera, Plutellidae. Gene Ontology annotation, biological process: regulation of mitotic nuclear division; negative regulation of meiotic nuclear division.
UCAAUUGUCAAUGUUGCUUUGCUUGUUUUCUGUUUGUUUGUCCGUCUUUUUACGUUAAAAACUGUGAUUGUUCAAGAUAUCAUUGUUGGGAUUACGUGAAGAAUCAUAAUUGUUAAAUUAAACACAAUAUUAAACUACACUGCAGAAUAUAAAGAGGUCCAUUCUAUUGUUUUCGUGAUCUCCAAUCUCAACGGUGGAAGUGAUAGCAAGAUGGCCUCGUCCACUGGUCAAACAUUUGUUUGUAUGGUGAAACAUCGAAUAAAUAUCGUAGUGAACAGUUUGUUAUGCUUCAGAUAGGAUAUUAGUCAACCGAGCCUUAACUCCAUAAGUAUAGAAAUAGCAUGGAUGAUCAACCAAUGAUGGAACCUGUGACUCCCGCGCAUUAUCGAAAUGCCAGUUAUUGGAGAACAGACGACAGCGGUUACCACACUUCGUUUACACCUGGCUCUCUAGAAUGCUCUGAAAUAUCAAACGAAAACCUUGACCCUACUUUGGGAAAAUGCUACAGAAACGAAGAUUUAGAGGGAAGCAGCAGCACAGGGGGCGGGAGUGGGCCCCGCGCGAGCCGCCGCGGCCGUCGCAGCCGGCGCCCAGCGCACCACUACGACACCCUGCUUGAGUCUCCCAGACGCCGUGGAGUCAAACGAACCUACCAGGAGGACACAGAUGUUACUGACACUAGUCUAUGCUCAGCCCCAACACCUACUAGUGUAAUUGCUGGAGGAAUACAAAGGCUGAAAGUAAAUGAUUCAGUCUUAUCCCCAAUCACUUCUGAAUAUAAUAAUGACUGUCGAUCUACUCACUUGUAUACACUUGAAGCUACAUCUUACCCAUUGUCCUACCCAACUACCCCUGUGAAGAAGAUAUGUAUAGCUGGUGUUAAGACUAGUCCUAUGAGCUAUGCUGACAGUCUUCAGUCUAGUCCUCUAAGAACAAUCAAUAACUUAAGCUGCCCACCGAGGAGAUCAGCCAAGAAGCUUCACUUUGCCAACCCAGUGUCCUGUGAAGCUCAGAUUACUUACAAGCCCAAGCUCCUGUCAAAGGUGGUGAGAACUAUAUUCAGGCCGGAGCAAAAAGUUGACAUUAUAAAAAUGCUUUACCAUAAAGUGUGCACCAUGCCGGCAAUCAACAAGAUAUUGAGCUAUUUGUCAAAUGAAGACAUUUACAACUUCAGUUUAGUCAGCCCCAUUUGGCAUCAAGUGUGUGAAGAAAAUGCCAAGUCUAAGAAGAGAGAAUAUGUAGAGUUCAUUACAAACACUAAAGAAAACCAUGAGAACAGAAACAAAAACAGAGGAAAUGAUGUUUGUAAAAAUGUAGACAGCAAAGGAGGGUCUCUAAAAGAUAUUUAUAACAUUGUAAAUUCAAGGAUUGCCAAGAACUCCCCCACAAGAAGCCCACCAACAACCCCCAAAACUAGAAGAUUUAAAACUUUUACAAAGUCAGCAUCUUUGGAUUCUCGCAUUCAGCUGUCCUGUGUCCGCUGCCGCCAGCCUGCCAAGGUGACUGAGGAGCCGUCGGGCGAGGAGUGGGCCCAGUGCAGCAGCCUCAGCUGUGCCUACCAGUUCUGCCGUUUCUGUAAGUGUGACCGACAUCCCAACAAGGUAUGCUUUCGGUAUGAUCUAGAUGGGCCUAGUCCAUCUAAGAGAAAGAAAAAAAUUACAGCUGUUGGCACUAAGAAAAGUAAAAAAAACCUACGUAGACUUCUUGACUAAACCCAGUGAUGUACUUUACUGCAUUCCAUGUCCCAAAGAUAAUAUUAUGAUGAUUUUAUCAUUAUAGACUGGCUUAUGAGAUUAUUGUGAAUGAGAUUCCCAGUGUCUGAUAGAGUGCCAUUGUUAUUAUAAGUAUGGUAAUUUUAACCCAAUGAAAGUUUCACAAUUUUAUCUGCCUGUAUUAUGUUAUGUUGUAAAUAUUUUGUCAUGAUACUGAAUUCAUUACUUUCUAACUUUCACUUUAUUUGUAAUCAGCAGCUCAAGUAAGUUGCUAAAUAAUUCAAACCCUUAUGUUUAUGGACAUUUUAAUAUUUGUUGCGUGUUGAGUUGGUCUAUUAGUAUUCCUUUUUACAUGAAUAGCUAUAUUCAUUUUCCAGUCACAAUUUUAAUUUCGAUUAAAAACAUUCCAGUCAUUUAUUGUAAUCCGAUUUUAGAUUAAGAUCUUGUAUAUAAGUUUUUGCUUUUAUUUUAUUUUAAGUUUUGCCAUUUGCUCCUGAACAAAAUUUGAACUUAUUUUGAAUAUUUCACAAAUUUCAGAAUUGAAUCUCUUUUAAGUAUGUCUAGUUUCGACUAGUAAUAUUAAAUUAAACGACAUAGGUACAUAGUUAAUUUCACUUUUUAAUUAUAUCAUGACAUUGGUUCAGGUACAGGAUCUCCUUGCCCACUGGUUAGUUUAAUUUAAAUUAAAUAUUAGCUCUCUAAUGACGUAAUGACAAUAAUAGAAGUGCUCAAAGCUGAAUUUAAGUAAACGCGCAUUUAAUAAAAACCUCUGAGUAUGUACUCGUGCAAAAAGACUGCUGUUUUACACAUCACUAUUUCUAAGUUAAUCAUAAAACACGAAUUUUACAGUAGAUGGUCAGAUGUUAUGACAUAAAUGUGAGAGGAAAGUAUGAGAUAUUUUAACCGGAUUCACAUAUGGUUUGUGUUCUAGUCUCUGAAGUAUUUGUAAACUGUUUACUAAUGUUCAAUGACAAUCAUUAUGUCAGUAUUUGUUGGGAAUUUUGGAGACAGUUCUUUUCAUUGAUGUUGUUUUAAUAUUAUUAAAUCACUUUCCGAAGUUCUCAAAUGCGUUGAACAUAAUUAAUAAUAGCUGGUCUAAAACAAAUAUUUUAAUUAUUGCAACGUAAGCCAUAAAAGUACAAUAAUUUUACUGUCGUCUUAUAUGAUAUUAUAAUUUAAUUUACUCGAAUUAAUAAUUAUAUUUUAAUUAAACUUUUAAGAUUUUACUAUUAUGUGUUUGUGAAUGUUGUCCUCAUUUAGAAUAUCUAGUGUAGUAUCAGUAUCACAACGGCGGGACCAAUAGUCAAACAACAUGUUUGUAUAAUUCUAUUCAUAAUUUUAGUGUCGUUUUUUUUGUCUUCUUUACCUUUACCGUCACUUAUUUGUAAUUAUUCAAAAGAAAAUUAGAAGAACUGCCGUACCAUACCUUUUGUAAAUUAGCAUUUUGACCAUAACGUUUUGUUUGAUUAUUAAUAGAAAGAACUAUACGAAUUUCGUGGUAAAAAAGACUCUGUUAGUAUAAUGAUCAAUAGAGCAGAAUUGCUAAAGAAAGAUCAAGAAGUGUACUGCUACUAGCAUUUUUUUUGUCAUGAAAUUCCGUAUUUAUAAAUAGCAUACUAAGUAUGUAUGCACUUGGUACUGGUGCAGUUUAAUGAUUCUAUGGGAACAUUGUGCUAUUUUAUUUUAUCACGACAUUUUAGAAUUCAUUAAAUAAAUAUUUUGAUAUGAAAAUA